UCAGUCGCAGUCCCUGCCAGCCCGGUCUCGAAGCCAGCAGUGUUGACGCCAUGCUGCGGCUCUCGCUAGCUCUCGCCGUGCUGCUGGCGGUCUCCGCCGCCGGCGACAAGUACCCAAUCAGCCGCUUUGGCUGCGGCUGCAACCGCAACAUCAUCGCCGCCGACCUCACCGUCCAGGAGAUCUCGCAGCUGCGCGUCUACAUCCAGCAGCUGGGCAUCAAGAACCACCCGGUCCUCACUGACGACGUAAUCAAUGCAAUCUUCCGGUUCAACCUGAACAACAACUACCAGGGCCAGGUGCCAUCCAAGCGUUCCACUCUGCUGCAGAUCUUCUCCGAGUCUUUCAGCUCGCUGACCGACGCGGUCCUCCCCAGCGUCUCGCAAUGCGGCAAGUUCGGCGAUUACCUCUACAAGGCGACGCCGCUGGUCAUCUCUGGGGACCGCAAGUUUGAUAUGUGCUCACUGGUGGCCUCCUACGCGGUAAUCCUGCAUCAGCGCGAAGUCACCGUCAACUUUGACCAGCUGAACGUGAUACUGAAGCUCGGACUGCAGAAGUACCUCAAGUCCACGGCCUACCAGUCGAGCUACAGCAUGUUGACACAGCUGCUGACCAGCCUGGACUUCAUCGAUCACGACCUGCCCACGAUCCUCGACUACGAAGAGCUCAUUGCUGUACGUCGCGCAUUGCUGCUGCGCUACAACAUCAAGAGGGCCCGGUUCGACAACAGGUUUAGACUAGCUAUCGAGGAGUUCAAGCUAAACCGUCAUCGCCUCCUGAGCACUUUCAACACCAUUGCCUUCCGUGGUCCGUACUACGAGAUCGUCGUGCAGGAGGUCAUCAGGGAGAUCAUCAAGAUCUUCCCGGGACUCUCAGCUUCGUCCGUGCGCAUCAUCCUCGACGUGCUGCAGCUUACCAACGCUCCUGGCGGCAAGGCUAGUCCCAGGGACCUUCUGGCACUGAUCACCGUGCCCAGACUGGACGCUGAGCUGUACGUCAUCCAGGAGUACUACAUCCAGAAGUACGUCGCCUCCUUGGUCACCUACUAUCCCUCCAUCUCAGUAGAGAUUAUCAAGGAGGCUUACCCCACCUUCCUCAUCAGUCUGAUUUCGCAGGGCAUCCAGCCGGUGAACACGAUCGUUACUUACAAUACCUUCCACUACUACCUGCAGGCCUACUUCCAGUCCACCAGCUCCUACUCUGUCGAGUCUAUGACGACCUUUUUCCUCCGCACGGUGGUGACGUCGAUCCCUCGUGGCUCACCACACUUCCGUAUAAACAUUUUCCAGUCUACUGUUGUCAUCGACAACAUCCUGGUGCCGCAGCCCUGGACCAGCAUCUACAGGAAGGGCAAAGCUAGCAUCAUCAAACGCAUCGUCGGGCCACAGGGCAACAGCAGGAACAUUAUCAUUCGUCUGAAGACCGGACGCGGUGAGAAGCCCGUCAUCCAGAACGACCUCAAGUUCAAGAACAUUGUUCCCGCUGACGUUCCGGGCUAUGACCAGUUCGAGUACCAGAACGUUAUCCUGUCAGCUAUCCAGCUGAGCCAGGUUGCCAGCGCGCUGAUCCAGCGCUUCAACCUGCUGAAGCAGCCCUCGCUGCAGCUGUCGACGCUGCGCAUUAUGAUUCGCGCUGGACUGAUCAAGGGAACUGGAGUCCAGGCUGCGAACGCCUUCAGUACACUGUUCCAGGGUCUGCCCGCCUACUCUCUCCCGACCGACUUGACGUUCGUCUUCUCGCAGCUGACCGAAUUAAACCUGCAACUGACGGAGACUCAGAUACGUGGUGCGCUCCAGCAGUUCUACGUGGUGACCCGCUCCCUGGGCUAUGUCAUCCCGCAGGAGACGAUCCACAGUGUGUUCGUGUACUCCGUUCGCGAGUACCUCUCGACCCUGACGUCGAUCCCGACUCAGCCGUUCGGAGAUGGGUUCCUUGAGUUCCUGUACCUGCGUCUUGAAGUUAUCAUCAAGAAGGUAGUGGUGAUCGAGCAGCAGGUGCCUAUUGACGACUACGUCACCCAGCAGAUCUUGUCUGUUUUCGCUAACGUUCGCAUCAGCGUGGAGGCCAGACGCACGAUCAUCCGGUUCAUCCACAACUCCAAGCUCCUCCCGAAGCCCCAGAAGGGAGUAUCGGUGGUGAGCCAAUAUCAGGCUCUGCUGACCUCACUAACGAAGCGUUAUCCGCUUGAUAUUUUCGUCCUGAAUAAGAACAUUCUGGUGCAGAUAAGGAGUCAGCUCAUCAGUGCUGGUAUCCAGAUUCAGCUCAAGGUUUUGCGCGAUAUCAACAUCAUCGCAUACAUCUCUCUCGGUCUUAUGGAUCGUCUGAAGGGGCAGAACACGGUGGGUUAUGUUCGCCAGAUUGUCUACAGCUCGAUACGCUACUUCCUGCGAACCAACAAGGUCACUAGCAUCCUGAGCCUGGAGUUCGUUCAGUUCCUGUUGCACAAGUACAAGGUGCCGUCACCCCCGCAGAUCUGGUGGCAGCCACCCGUCGAGCAGCACAAGGUCAACAUCCAGCGUGACAUCUACAUCCUUCCCGACAUCUAUCUGCCAGUGAGGAGUGUCCACCAACUGGUUGUGAUCCUCCAGAAACGCUUCGUCUUCGUGUCGAUCGACAACGUUCAGACCAUUAUCGUGCACACCAUCCUGAUCCUCCGUGCCAACGGCGUGACCAUCACCAGCGACAACUGUUACGAUUAUCUGUACAGGUACUACAGCGGACUGCCAGCGAACAUCGGCGUGGAGUCAUUCGACAUCAGCAGUGUUCUGGAUAGCAUCAAACGCUAUGCGGCGCAGACCACUGUGACCGAGGUGCACGUGCAGUCGGCCCUCGUAGAGCUGUGCAUCCACCUGUACUCGAUGGAGCUGCCUCUGCCCAGCGUGCAGUACCGCAACAAGUUCCUCGGCUAUGUCAUCGACGCUUACGGCAAGAAGUAUCGCCGGCACGGACUGCCUCUUGGCGCGCGCUUCUACAAGUUUUUGAAGAAAUUCCUGCCGAAGGCCCGCCACACAAAGCCCAAGUACAUCUCGUGCAAGUACGACUACUUCAAGUGCUAGAUAUCAAUGCAGAGCAAUUGGGCUUUGAUCACUCGUGGAUACCACCUAAAUGACUAUGGUCCAUGCCAGAACAGCUGCACACAGUGCGGCGUUCUGACAUUGGAUUGGCAUCAGAGCUGAUAUGACACAUGAUAAACGCAUUGUUUGGAGGGUAUUGUUAAAUGGGUGGGCAUUUUUCAGGGUUUACCUACACGUGUGACAUGAAAUUAUUGUUUUUGUGUCUAUUCUGAUCCAUGUCAUGAAAUUGGGUAGUGCAUGUGUUGGUGUAACUGUGAUAUCAAAUAAUAAUAAGACGAUGAUGGCGAAA
Messenger RNA from Amphibalanus amphitrite, 3360 nucleotides. RefSeq lists its product as uncharacterized. The coding region runs from base 51 to 3053 and encodes 1000 amino acids. The transcript is spliced from 4 exons. Lineage: Eukaryota; Metazoa; Arthropoda; Thecostraca; Balanomorpha; Balanidae. The record is from RefSeq and is a predicted model, not a curated record.